AUGAUAAAGAAAGGGGCAGAAGAUGGGGUAGCUGAAAAUAUAGUUAAGAAACUUGAAGUAGAGGAAACUAGUGCUGGUGGAUUGCAAAGCAAGCUGCCUAACAAGGGAAUCUUGAAAGCCAUGGGAUAUGAUAAACCUGAUGUUGUAGUCAAGGAUGUGUUAGUGAUGGAAAAGAUGGGCCAAACUAUUCUACAUGUGAAGGAAAACUUUAUGAUUGUCCAUUUACAACAUGUUUGCAAUCAGUGCCAUGAAGUGAUAUUAUCUAGAAGGAAAUGGGGUCUGGAUGUUGAAUGUCUUACAGAUACAUGGAUUGGAAAGGACAGAUGGGAUUUUAUUGAUUUGAGUGCAGGUCCAUUUUCAUUGGGACCUACUGUUCAUGGGGACCUACUAUUAAAUUACUGA
Messenger RNA from Lactuca saligna, 402 nucleotides. The record is from the annotation of a GenBank genome assembly. NCBI's taxonomy places the organism in Eukaryota, Viridiplantae, Streptophyta, Magnoliopsida, Asterales, Asteraceae.